GGUGGUUGACUGAGAUUGCUGGCACAAGCGACUAAAAUCCGGUGAACGGUGAAAAUGAUGCAGUAUAAUUAACAAGUGCUGCACGCCGAUUAGUCAACAAGCUCUUUUUUUAAGGAUGUGCUGAUUGAUUGUAGAGUGAAGUUUUAAGGAUACAGUAUUGUGGGUGUGAAAAGUGUUUAUACGUGAAUCGUACGUGGUGGAUAUGAUUAGUAAAAAUUCAGAAAAGUAUUUGCCAUUUGUAUCGAAGAUAUUAGCAAAAUAUACCUAUGAAAUUUAAGAAACCCUACAAAUACAGCAUUCAAAGGUUUGUUCAAGCAAAAUUUGCUAGAGAAGAAAAUUCUAACGAAAAUAUAGUGACAUCCAAUACUGCACAAACCGCUUAGGUGCGUUGGUUAUGUGUGUUGGCAGAACCGUAGAAAGCAUCGAAUUGAAAUAAUAUUUGUUGCCCAGUUUUUGUGGAUUUGCGGCAGACCUACCUGUAGUUGGUAGGUGCGCGCAAUAUUUGACCGACAAGUGAACGGCAUACCGGGAGCAUUUGUAAUAUGCAAAACGUUGAAUCUCAACCAGAAAUUCCUACAGAUGAUUUGGAUUUAGCAAAAGUUGGAUCAACGACGCCUUCGAGCGAAUUGGAAAGAACGGCUUCAACCGUUCUUAUUGAUCUUACGAGUGCAGCCGGGAAAGUUAGAAGUAGCAAUAUUGAAUGUGCUCAAUCGGAUCCUGAAACGCGUCGGAAAAGUAAGGCACGUUCACGUUUCACUUCAGCACUGCGUAAGCUUUCGGGCAGGAAAAAACGUACCACAUCUAAAGACACUUCUACAGAAAGUUCGCUAGCUGGCGGUGCAUCUAUAGAAAUCGUUUCUGCGCCAGAAACAGUAAUCUCAAGCGGUGGGGAAGACACGGCCGACACCAAUGCAACCGCGACACCAGAGGCAAAACCCAAGAAAAAAAGUAAGUUAGCCAGACGUUUUCUAUUGGGCAGUUUAAAGAAAUCGAAAAGCAGCACUAAGAAAAGCAUUGACGAAGACGAUGAAGGGGACGUAGUGCAGGGUAGUCAAGAAGAAACACCAUUUGAAGACGCAGAUGACGGAGAUUUGCCUAAUGUUGAAGUUGAAGAAAGUUUAAAACGUAAAGUGAAAAUAUCACUCAGUGAUUCUCAGCAAUCUAUAGUGCGCAAGUUGGAAGACGACGAAGUUGACGAACAACAACAGUUGACUGAAACGAAUGGCACAGCAGCAACGCGCUCAUCCAGCAUAACGGAUUAUCUGAUACCUAUUGAAGAUAAAGCGCAGCCAAGUGGUUAUGAAAGCGGAGGCGACGAGGUACCUACAACGCCUGCAACGUUAGCGGAAGAUAGCUCGCCCGUCACAUCGCCCGCACCAGGUGCGUCAACUAAGAAGAAGAAGCCCAAAACUAAGAAGAGUGCAAUAAAAGAAGCGGCAGUGACCAUAAUAAAGACAACUGCUACCACCAGCAGCGGCAGCACUAUACCAACAACAUCUACACAAAAACACACAGCUGCAACAGUACAAAAAACAACACGAACAACGACCGUUACUACCGACGAGAAGUUCGUUAUCACUCAGAGUACACGCGAUACACCGCCACGCGAACGCGCUCCUGCCAAACCGAGUCGGGUAGCUACUACCGCGCAGCCUCCAAUAGCAAAUCUAACGCCGACCAGCACCGGCGCCAUACGCAAAACCAACACUCGCUCAUCGGCCGCACUUACUUCGCCGUCAUUAGGGCGAGAACAGCGUACGACAAGUUUUGGAGCAGUUAGUAUAGCAGCAACCGUUGCUAGCAAAAGGCAGCGCGCAAACAGCGGUAAAAAUCCAAGCGCUCCAGCCUCCAGUAGAAGUGCGUCUAACCGCGCGUCUAGCUCUCUUAGCACGGGCAGCGCUACCACCGUAACCAGCAGCAGCAGCAGCGGUGCAACAACAAAAUCGAGAAAAGCCGAUACCGAGUUGAUGCAAAAUCCACUGCAACGUGGCCAUCGUUUCCCCAAACCGAGCACAACAACAAUAACUGCCGCAGUGGCAAACACUGAAGCAAUAGCUGCGUCAAAGGCGUCUGCGUCGGCUACCACAAAGAUAGCAAGUCGCAUAACGCAACAUAACGCAGCAUCAAAGCUGGCCACCCCAACGCCAACAUCAGAACAGUUUUCAAAUAAAGCAACGUUAAUUGCGGAUGUAACUACAGUUGAAGAAAACCACACGAAGCCAACCAACGCUACCUACGUUUCACCAGACACGCCCAACAAAGCAGACGAAUCGGCUGGCACAUUGGAGGCAAUACAAAAGCAGAUACAAUUUCAAUUGGAGUCUCACGCAUCUUUCAAUAAUAAUCAAUUGCAACAAAGCGAACACCACCCUAAGCAGCAUCAGCAACAAAAAUUGCUUGUCGCACCACAACUCUUGGUGGACGAUACCGCAUCGCCUCCACAAUCGCUGCAAUCGAAUGCAUCACUAUCGGAUUACCAGCAACCACCUUCGUACACUCCGCCGCCCCCAGCAGUACGAUCAUUUGCAAGUACACCGCUUGCCACACCAGAAACUCAAUCAUCGUCACAUACCCGUCACCCAUCAUCGAGUAAAGUGAUUUUUCCGGACCCAGACGUAUACAACGACGUUUACGCGGACAAGUCAGAAGCAUUGUUGUUCAUUGCUGACGAAUCAGUUACCACAGCGAGCAGCAGUGGUGCAGACGACGUCGUUUCUUCGGCGGAAAGUGCACAACCAAGUGAUUACUCGGGCAACAAUAUACGCAAUCCCAAUUUGCCAGGACGUGCGUUAAGAAACGAUUUUGAACAAGAAGAAAAAACGCACGGCCCCCCCUUACAGCCAACUGUACGCUUUGCUGUUGGCAGCGUGGUGCGUCCUCAAGGCACUUCCUUCGAUAAUCCUUUGCACGAUCAAAGUUCCUACGAUUCGAAUAUUAGUAGCGACUCGCACAGUGACGCCAGUCGUCGACGUAUACGCUACGUAGCCCAACCGACAACCUUUGACGCAGAAUUCGAGAGCAUCUUGCAAAGGCACAAUACCGUAGACUAUAAUCAGGCAUUAGCUAGCGAGUAUUCAGUGGAUUCCGAAUACGAUUCAGGCGAUAAUCAGAUGCCGGCUUUUGGCGAUUUAACCAUGGAACAGGAAAUGGAACCGACAAUUAUGACCUCCGCGAAUGCAGAAAAGCGUGAGCAUCUGUACAAAAUUCUAGUCAUCGGCGAAUUGGGUACUGGCAAAACGUCCUUUAUCAAACGCUAUGUGCAUCAGUUCUUCAGUCAGAAUUAUCGUGCCACAAUCGGUGUAGAUUUCGCAUUGAAAGUACUACAUUGGGAUGCAAACACAACCGUCCGUUUGCAACUUUGGGACAUAGCCGGCCAGGAGCGUUUCGGCAAUAUGACACGUGUCUAUUAUAAGGAAGCCGUUGGAGCCUUCAUUGUAUUCGAUGUAACACGUAGUGGUACAUUCGAAUGUGUGAGUAAAUGGAAAGAGGAUUUGGAUUCCAAAGUUCAACUACCAGAUGGCAGUCCAAUACCCUGCAUACUGUUAGCCAAUAAGUGCGAUCAGGAAAAACAGGGCAUAGUGACAUCGCCAGAGAAAAUGGAUGAGUAUGUGCAGGAGAACGGUUUCGCCGGAUGGUAUGAAACAUCAGCCAAGGAAAAUAUAAACAUAGAUGAGGCCGCAAGGGCUUUGGUGAACAAGAUUUUACUCAAUGACCGAUUGAUCAGCGACGCCGAUCUGGCUGACAGCGAUAAAUUUAAUCUAAAUAAUUCCGGAGAACAGACGACAUCGAGUGGUAAAAGUAAAUGUUCCUGCUGACCAGUUCCCACAGAGAAAAGUCGUUAAAACCAUAGUGUUUGUUUACAUGCAUACACACACACACAUACAUAUAUACAACUGGGGAAAUGAGAAAAUCAAAUGUAAUUAGGCAAUUUUUUAAGAAGAACAACAACUGGUUUGACUGUUGCAGACAUUUUGGACUACUCAACCAAUUCAUAGGUUCAUUGCCAGCAGCCAGCAGGCGGAUAUUGGCCACCAUUGCUGUUACUCGCGUGCGUUAAAUGCAGUAUCCGUCGAUGCGGAAAAUUGAUAUUGAAAAAAAAAAUGAUAAAAUAAAAUAUAUUUAUAUGAACUCGUUGCAUAAUCAUCAGUAAAUUAAAUGUGUAAUUUAACGGAUGACACUAUUUUACAAUUCGUCAUACAUACAUACUUACUUACAUACACACAUAAAUUUUAACUUUAGUACUUAAGUACGAAUAAGUGAGUACUGUCGUUGUUAGUUACAUGAAAAAAAAAAAACAAAAAACAAAAGAAAGGGAUCUAUUGUAGUAAUCAAAUAUGUUAUGGCAACCAACUAAUAUUAAACUAUUUGUAGCCGAUUUACAGAUUUUAUACGCCCGCAUAUGCAUUUCAAUCUUCACACGCGUAUGUAUUUAUGUAGUCGUACUCGUAUAUUUCAGUGCCUUAUCGCACGUAAAUAUGUACUAUGUAUUUUUAAAUGCUUGUUAUGUUAAUCUUUUUUAUCAAAUAAAAUGAAAUGAGAUUUUUAUUGCA
Molecule: messenger RNA, 4550 nt
Organism: Anastrepha obliqua
Lineage: Eukaryota; Metazoa; Arthropoda; Insecta; Diptera; Tephritidae
Gene: Rab32
Product: ras-related protein Rab-32B
Exons: 4
Coding region: 543-3815 (1090 amino acids)
Biological process (GO): vesicle-mediated transport
Cellular component (GO): trans-Golgi network; vesicle; Golgi apparatus
Molecular function (GO): GTP binding; GTPase activity
Source: RefSeq, a predicted model, not a curated record